AUGAUUGAACUUUUCGCAAACUUACCUCCAGAAGUUUUGCAGUGCAUUGCCACCUUUCUUACAGCUGAAGAAAUUCGCCAACUUCGAUCAACUUGUACAAAAGUCCGGUUUGCUCUGGACCUAAUAUACUGGCGUAACUGCGUCGUCCGCUUACCAGUAAUCACCAACAAGAGCGAAACAUCAUUAUUAGAAUCACCUCUAUUAGAAUCACCUUUAUUAGAGUCACCUCUAUUGGAAUCCCGUCAACUUGUUUACUUAAAAACUCCAUCCUACAACAAUUAUUUUUGGCCUGUAGUUCCAUGGAGAGUUUUCCAGAAUCCAGAAAAAUAUUCCUGGUUCUUACAAGAUCGUGUACUGAAACUGGAACUGGAAAAUGGUAAAGCUCCUUUCCCAAGUCAAGCUGUUUUGGAGAAAUACCCUCACUUUGUUUCACUAUGCUAUUCGGAAUACAUGCAUUCUUUAAAUAAUUCUCCCAUUGGAACCCCGGAGUUUUUCGAGUUUAAUGAGUUUUUUUCUUCAAAAUAUCCCAAUUACCCCGGUGUUAUCAAGAUUAAUGAAAAUUAUUUAAACCCUACCGAUAUCUGCCCGGCCAUGUCAACCACUCUUAAAUGUUUGGCUAUUGGGUUUCAUAGAAGAGAUGAUGACGAUCUUUUAGAUGCUUUAUCAACUCUUGAAUUUAAAAAUUUAGAAACCCUUGUUAUAUUUAGUCUUGAUAAGCGAGAAGCUGCUGCUGACUUGUUAAUCAAAUGUGCCAAAUCACCUAAACUUAAAGAGUUAUCUUUCACUAUUCACAUUAUUAUAGCACGAAUCUCAAGAAAAUGGAAACUUUAUGUUUCUAGAAGUGUCUUAACUGUCUUAAGAAAUAUCCCCCCAAAUCUUAAAAAAUGUCAGUUAUAUAUUCAAGCACUUGAAUGUCAACCAGAAUUUCUUCCACACAUUCAAGAAGAACUAUCAGGAGGCUUAUAUUGUCCACUAAAUGAAAGUAAACCAGAAACUUUCCCUCAAGUAACCGAAUUGACAUAUGCUCAAAACUACUCAAAGGACUGGCAUAUGUCUGGAUUAGAGGCUUUUAAUACCUGGGGGAGCUUCCCCAAUGCAUUUACAAAUUUAAAGCUUGAUAUGUCAAUUUUAAGAGACAAUUACCUGAACCCUGAAGCUUCCUUUUUGCAACACAUUAACAUCCUUACCUUGAAUCAUACACUGAAUGAAAAAUUUUUGACAGAAAAAUUCUUAUUUCCAAAAUUUUCAAACCUUACCAGAGUCAGUUACAUUCGAUCAUACGAUGUAACUUUUAGAUACGAAAUGCUAAAAGAUCCUGAAUUGCUAAAACUUUGUAACUUACUCAAUGAUUAUUUACAUCACCUAUGCCAACUCAACCCUAACGAAUAUUCAACAACUCAUGAAAGUUUACUUAAACUUGCACAAAAACAUGGACUUAAUGACCAGUUAUAUGAUCAAUUCUUUGAAGCCUUAUUUAACUUCUUUGUUGAUCCUACUCAAUUUAAUCCCUUUUGGAAGUCUGCCCAAUCAUUAACAGAAAAUACAGAAUUUGUACAGGUCUUACAAGAUAUGAUUACCACUGAAAUCACCUUUAAAUGGCUUGCAGAAGCCAACAGCAUUGAAUAUUUAAAUUUCGAAACUUCAGAGGGGCUUUAUCCAUCUCCUUAUUUUUAUAAUCUAACAAGAAAUCAUCCUUCGUUGAAACAAAUUCAAUUUCAAUGCAAUAUUUUGAGUUAUAAAAUUGAAAUCUCAAGUUUGAAUUCAUUGUUUAAAAUAUUUAACAAACUCCCAGAUAACAAAGUCAUUUUGACACAAGAUUUUGAAAAAUACUUGUACCAAUUGAUACCAAAUGUUCCACACAAAUUCAUUUCUAACUUUCAACUUGCUUCAAAGUUUGGUGGUUUCACUGUAGAAAAUGUCACAAUAUUACUUGAUGUCAUUAUUGAUGUAGGGAAAAAACGAAACUUUAGCAAUACUCCUUACCAGAAAUGUUACUCACCAGAUGCUCCCUUUACCGAAGCAACUCAGGUGUUGAAAGAGUGCCAGGAAUUAAAUUUUGACGAUUUUUCAAUAAAUGACUCCGAGUUUGACGGAUGGGUUUGA
Messenger RNA from Magnusiomyces paraingens, 2103 nucleotides. RefSeq lists its product as uncharacterized. Lineage: Eukaryota; Fungi; Ascomycota; Dipodascomycetes; Dipodascales; Dipodascaceae. The record is from RefSeq and is a predicted model, not a curated record. Gene Ontology annotation, molecular function: protein binding. Bases 1 to 2103 code for a protein of 700 amino acids. The transcript has a single exon.